GGUAGGAGCAGUUUGGGGAUAUUGAGCUUGGAGCAGCAUGUGAGGUGCAGCCCUGUCAGGGCAAUGACAAGCAGAAGAGCCCCAGAGCUGUUUCCUAUGAUGUCACGGUGACAAGUGCACGAGGACCUCCUUUGCUUGACGUCAUCUGUCAUUCUGGCUUCCUGAAAAGUGACCCGGCCCUGCGGAAGAAAAGAUGCCUCAUGCUACACAGCUAUAUCAAGACUUCCCUACAACUUGCUGGCCAAUUGUUUAUUCCAGCGACUACAACAUUACAUUCAUUGGUCUUGAAAAACUUCAUCCAUUUGACUCUGGGAAAUGGGGCAAAGUGAUAAACUUUCUCAGAGAAGAAAAGUUAAUUACAAAUGACACUAUUGUGACGGCUAGGGAGGCAACAGAAGAAGAUUUACUAGUUGUGCAUACUAGACGCUACUUAAACAAACUAAAGUGGUCAUUUGUGGUUGCUACAAUAACAGAAAUCCCACCUCUCGUCCUUCUCCCCAACUUCCUCGUUCAAAGAAGAGUUUUGAAACCACUGAGAACUCAGACAGGUGGAACAAUAAUGGCUGGAAAACUGGCCAUAGAAAGAGGAUGGGCAAUUAAUGUUGGUGGUGGCUUCCAUCAUUGUUCCGGCGACAAAGGUGGAGGAUUUUGUGCAUAUGCUGAUAUAACAUUAGCUAUCAAGUUCUUAUUUGAACGUGUUGAAGGAAUAUCCAAGGCAACAAUUAUAGAUUUGGAUGCUCAUCAGGGAAAUGGACAUGAAAGAGAUUUCAUUGAUGAUAAAAGGGUCUACAUUAUGGAUGUGUACAAUCGUCAUAUUUACCCCGGAGAUACUAUGGCAAAACGAGCAAUAAAAAGGAAGAUUGAAUUGGACUGGGGCACAGAGGACAAGGAAUACCUACAGAAAGUGGAAACACACGUGAAAGGAGCUCUAAAUGAGGUGACCCCAGAUGUAAUAGUCUACAAUGCAGGGACUGAUAUACUGGAUGGAGAUCCACUUGGAGGGCUCUCCAUUUCCCCUCAAGGCAUUAUAAAAAGGGAUGAGAUUGUGUUCAGCAUUGCCAGGAGUCGCUCUAUUCCUAUCCUGAUGGUCACAUCUGGUGGAUACCAAAAGAGAACUGCACGAAUAAUUGCGGAUUCCAUUCUCAACCUGCGCAACCUUGGUCUUAUUGGUAAAGCCCUGGCAGAGACACAUGAACCUAGGAUAUAAACAAAGAUAUAAACAAGACCUUGGUUUGCCGUGUAACUUACUACUUGUGGCAAUAGUUUACACACUACAUUUUUGUUUUAAAAAAUGUAACCACGAUUAAAAUACUAUGUAUUUAUUUGAGUGGAGAAACUGAGCCUGAUAAACACUGGAGCACUGUUUGAUAUUAAUUAUAGCCAAUGCACCCCGAUUUUAUAUACAUUAAAAUGUGUUACUUGUGGAAAAGUUAAAACACUUACUCAUAGUUGUGUAUUGUAAACACCUUAAAAACAUUUUAAGUUUGCGUUGAAGAGGCAACUGCUGUUUAUCAAAGGGAAUGGGUUAGAGCCGCAUUAAUAAGUAAGGGAUAGGUUGGUUCUUGGUUUUUCCAGUAUUAAAGGUUUUGAAGUAUCAUAUGUUCUUCCAUGCAGUUUACCUAGAAGUAUGGCAUUGCUAGCAGAUAAAAUAUCUAAGCCUACUGACAUAUUGGCAGAAAGUUUCAUGCAUAAGACGUGGGUGUGCAAAGAUUGGGGAAGGAGGAGGGGAUGUACAAAGCUGCAGAGAGAGUUAUUACCUCCAGACUUUCACUUUUAAGACUUUAACUUAUAUUCUCUGCUAUAAAGUAAUACAUUUUGGUAAAUUAUCAUAGUAUGUCUCCUGUUCUGCUUCAUGGAUUUGGGGGAGGGGGGCUUUUGCCUCUGGAGCAUGGUGGUGAUGUGGCCUUAAAGUAAAAGGCAUCUAUUCACCCUCCUGGGAAUGAAAGAAACCUAAAUACACCUAGCUAGGACCUGAAAGCCACCUACGUACCCUCUAUUCAAGGGUUGGUGCGCCCCAAGAUUGACAAUCACUUUUGCCUCCACAGGACAGCCACCCACUUCCUGGGACUGAUGGCUACUAUAGCCCACUAACCCACAGGGCCAAUAGUUUAUAAGUGUGUACCUACAAUUUGACACUACAACAUUACCCUUACAAAAUACCCUAUAGCUUUUAUGAUUGAUAAAGGGCAGCACUGACUUUUCUUGAUCUCAUCGUUUGCAGCAUAUGUAUCUAUGCACUUUUUCUAAACCCACUGAUGCACUUUAGAGCUAGACUACACAGGCAGCUGUGGUAUCAUAACUGUACAGGGUCCGUUGCAUUUUGCUCUAGAACCUCAACACCCAACUUCAGUAGCCAAGAUGAAAGUAUUUUCUAGAUAAUGAAUGGUACCUAAGUAAAAAUAUUAGUCAGUGUGCAAUUCUUUCUGUUAAAUUAACUGAAAAACCUAUAGUUUAGAUGUGUGUCCACAUGAUAUCACCAGCACAAUAAACUGAGUGUUCUUACUUUAGGAAAUACACUAACUGACAAGGCACUAAUUGUAAUAAUUUAUUAAGAGUUAUUUUAUUUCUGUGAUUUGUUAAUAAACAGUUGUCAAAAUGUGA
This is a messenger RNA of Rana temporaria (common frog), 2601 nucleotides long. RefSeq names its product histone deacetylase 11 (gene HDAC11). Lineage: Eukaryota; Metazoa; Chordata; Amphibia; Anura; Ranidae. Gene Ontology annotation, molecular function: histone deacetylase activity. The record is from RefSeq and is a predicted model, not a curated record. Bases 194 to 1207 code for a protein of 337 amino acids. The transcript is spliced from 11 exons.